Molecule: messenger RNA, 1492 nt
Organism: Peromyscus californicus insignis
Lineage: Eukaryota; Metazoa; Chordata; Mammalia; Rodentia; Cricetidae
Gene: Chmp7
Product: charged multivesicular body protein 7
Exons: 10
Coding region: 78-1433 (451 amino acids)
Biological process (GO): vesicle budding from membrane; late endosome to vacuole transport via multivesicular body sorting pathway
Cellular component (GO): multivesicular body; cytoplasmic side of plasma membrane; ESCRT III complex
Source: RefSeq, a predicted model, not a curated record
GAAGCCGAGAGGGACCCGGGGCGGAAGGGGACCCGGGCCAGGCUUGUGUUCGGUGCCUUGGCGGGGCUGGGGUUCCGAUGUGGUCCCCGGGGCGGGAGGCCCAGGCCCCGACCGGGGGAGACCCGGCGGGCCUCCUGCCGCCCGAGUGGGAGGAGGAUGAGGAGCGCAUGUCUUUCCUGUUCUCCGCCUUCAAGAGGAGCCGCGAGGUGAACAGCACCGACUGGGACAGCAAGAUGGGCUUCUGGGCGCCGUUGGUGCUGAGCCACAGCCGCCGCCAAGGGGUGGUGCGCCUGCGUCUGCGGGACUUGCAGGAGGCCUUCCAGCGCAAGGGCAGUGUCCCUCUGGGGCUGGCCACCGUGCUGCAGGACCUGCUGCGUCGAGGCGAGCUGCAGCGAGAAUCAGACUUCAUGGCCAGCGUGGACAGCAGCUGGAUCUCCUGGGGGGUUGGAGUCUUCCUGCUGAAGCCCCUCAAGUGGACUCUUUCUAACAUGCUCGGGGAUAACAAAGUUCCAGCUGAGGAGGUGCUCGUGGCUGUGGAGCUGCUUAAGGAAAAGGCUGAGGAGGUUUAUCGCCUGUACCAGAACUCACCCCUCUCCUCCCACCCUGUGGUGGCCCUGGCAGAGCUGAGUACUCUGUGUGCCAACUCCUGCCCAGACGAGAGGACCUUCUACCUGGUGCUGCUGCAGCUGCAGAAGGAGAAGAGAGUCACGGUCUUGGAGCAGAACGGAGAGAAGAUUGUGAAGUUUGCCAGGGGACCACAUGCCAAAGUGUCUCCUGUCAACGAUGUGGAUGUUGGGGUCUACCAGCUGAUGCAGAGUGAGCAGCUUCUCUCUCGAAAGGUUGAGUCUUUAUCCCAAGAAUCUGAGAGGUGCAAAGAGGAAGCCCGCCGAGCAUGCCGAGCUGGAAAGAAGCAGUUGGCACUGAGGUCUCUCAAGGCCAAGCAGAGGACAGAGAAACGCAUUGAGGCCCUGCACGCCAAGCUGGACACUGUUCAAGGCAUCCUAGAUCGCAUCUAUGCCUCCCAGACAGACCAGAUGGUUUUUAAUGCUUACCAAGCUGGUGUGGGAGCCUUGAGACUCUCCAUGAAGGACGUCACAGUGGAGAAGGCAGAGAGCCUUGUGGACCAGAUCCAGGAGCUGUGUGACACGCAGGAUGAAGUUUCUCAGACUCUGGCUGGUGGGGUAACCAAUGGUUUAGAUUUUGACAGUGAGGAACUGGAGAAGGAGUUGGACAUCCUCCUUCAGGACACCACCAAAGAACCUUUGGACCUGCCCGACAACCCCCAUGAGACGCUUUAUACCAACAGUGUGCCUAAGCCUAGGAUCUUGGAUGCUGAACUUGAAGCUGAACUUGAGAAACUGUCCUUAUCAGAAGGAGGUUUGCCGGUCCCAAGCAGUAAAUCUCCAAAAAGGCAAUUGGAGCCGACUCUCUAAAGCCAUUGCAGGAACUCAAGGGAAGGACCCUCGUGUAACAGAGGGACAACAGCCUUGUG